AUGUCUGAGUGCUUGCGUUUCUUAACGGAUCAUGUGAAAGAUAUUGACAAAGAAGGGUUGGUUUGUGGCUCAGCCACCUGCUGUCGCUUCUGUUGUGCAAAGCUUAGCAAAGCAACCUGUUGGCUCUUGCGCCUGCCCGCAUGCCACUCCUGGAGGGACCAGCUGUGUGUAGGUAGGGGCGCUGCGCGCGGGUGUGCUUGCCAGCGCGAGCUAUUGCGAUUCGAGCUCAUGGCCUGCUGUGGCUCCCGCACGUCUCCCACACCCUUGGAGCUUUAUGCGCAAUCGCUGCCACAUGAGGCGGAAGCUCCUCCAAUGCUCUUCCCCAUGUAUACCGUGACCGCAAAUGUGCUCCUCCAGAUGACAAGCGUCGAGCCGCACGAGAAGUUGAAGGCGCGGGGCGAGCUGUGCAUCUUCAGUCACAGCAUGGGCAAGGCAGCUUUUGUUUCGCACCAGUGGGUUUCCGCGUACCAUCCAGAUCCCGACUUCAAGCAGAUGAAGGUCUUGCAAGAUGUUGUGAAGCGGCUGCUGAGCAGCGAUGGGUCCAUUUCGGUGGACAUCACCACCGAAACCCUAGUGCGAACGGCCAAACCGCUCCGCAUGCAGGAGUUCCAGGCGCAGGCACUCUUCUUUUGGUACGAUUAUUUUUCGUGCCCACAGCUGGAGCGCCGGCACGGUUUUGGUGCAGAUGACGAGGAUAGUAGCAAGCAGGCCGAUGCCAUCAAUAGCAUCCCCGCCUACGUCACCAAUUGCCACUUCUUUCUGGCCCUGUGCCCGGUGAUCGAUUGCUUUGAAGAGAACAAGGUGCUCUCACCGCUCACGUGGAGCCGAAGAGGUUGGUGUCGUGUGGAAAGAAUUGGUCGUGAGCUGUCGAGAGAAAGUACCUGGGUUCUGAUCCAGAGCAGCACGUUCAUGGAAGUUGUUGGCACUCUGAAUUCCUUUCCGGCUGGAAUGGUCGGGGAGGGCAAUUUCACAGUCCGGGAGGAUAAGCAGAAAUUAGGCCCGGUGAUGCGGCAGAUGAUCGUGCAAAAGCUGCAGCAGUCGCUGCGAUCUGGCGACCUGCCCGGAUUCCGGCGCUACUUCAACCUAAAUGGUGUCUACCUGCGUGAGCUUCAGGUCGAGCCUGUGGGCGGCUUUCUUCCCAGCUGCGAAAGCCGAGCCGGCAACGUAGUAGCGGAGUUCCUGCAUCAAAACGGCUUCAGGAGAAUUGGAGAGGUCGACAGCGCGGGGUGGCGGCCACUGCACUAUGCGGCACUGGGUGGCAACGCAGAAGUUCUGCAGGGCAUGCUGGAGCAGCGUGCCAACGUGAACUGGCGCACGUCGAAGGAUGUGCCUGCCAUGGGCAGCCCACCCUGGAUGUCGGCACUGGAUAUUGCAUCGGGUGCGAAGCACUACCAGGCUGCACGGCUGCUUAUCGAAGCAAGGGCCCAUCUUGAAGGCGGGCUCCUGCCUUCCCUCAUGGUUGCCACCUUCCCCAACGAUGCGGAGAUUAUCCGACUGCUCUGCGAUGCAGGUAGCAAUCCACUGCACCGGAACCUUAUUGGGAACACCGCCUACCUGGCUGCAGCGGGUCAUUGGGUGCAAGGAGUACUGCAUGCUUCCAUAGUUGAGGUACUGCCCCACUGUAACAGCUGGACAAUCUUUCUAGUAUGCAUACAUAUAUGUAUAUAUAUAUAUAUAUAUAUAUAUAUAUAUAUAUGCUACCCCCCCCCCCCCCCCCCCCCCCCCCCCAUGGACCUACCAAUUUCCUUUGUUUUUAUCCAUGAAUUUCGCGGUCUAAGCCACAUGGUUUGA
Molecule: messenger RNA, 1791 nt
Organism: Symbiodinium natans
Lineage: Eukaryota; Dinophyceae; Suessiales; Symbiodiniaceae
Source: the annotation of a GenBank genome assembly